UAUCUAGUAAUAAAAUUAAAGAUCUUUUAAAGAAAAACUUAAAGUACUCCAGAAUUGAAUAACCACAAUAAAUACAAGGUAAUUUGAUAUAAGUUCUUAUUACAGAUUACCGAUAUUUCAAGAGCCAAUGUGCCUGAUAAGCACUUCGGAGGAUGGAAAACUGCAAGUUGAGCAGGGACCUUUGAAGCAGAUUAAACAGAUAGAUGUACCCUUGGUUACGGUAGCGAUAGCGGGCCUGUACCGUACUGGAAAAUCUUACCUUUUGAAUCGGUUGGCUGGUUCAAGCUCAGGAUUUCCUCUGGGAAAAACAAUUGAGUCUAAAACCAAAGGAAUUUGGGUAUGGUGCAAAGAACAUCCUAAGAAACCAAACACGGUCCUGUUGCUGUUGGAUACAGAGGGUCUAGGGGAUGUGGCGAAGGGUGACAGCGGCCACGAUAACAGGGUUUUUACCAUAGCAGCUUUGUUGAGCAAUGUGCUCGUGUAUAACAUGAUGUCAGCCUUCAACCAGGACGCUGUUGAAAAGUUAACUUUUAUAACAGAAAUGUCAAAGAAUAUCCGAUUCAGUAAUGCCAAGGAUGGUAUUAAUGACGAAGAGUUGGGACUGAUCCUACCAACGUUUGUCCUAUGUCUACGUGAUUUCAGUCUAGUUCUUGAAAAAGAUGGACUCGAAAUAACACCUGACGAAUACCUGGAAGAUAGCCUGCAACUUAAGUGUGGAAAUGAUAUUUCUGUUAUGAAGUACAACAGACCUAGGGAAUGCAUCAGAAAAUAUUUCCCUAAGCGCAAGUGCUUUGUUUUCGACAGACCUGGCGAUAGAAAAACUAUGCAAAAACUAGAGUCAGUACCUUUUGAAAAAUUAUCCGAGUCCUUUAUCGAAGAGACAGAACUCUUUCUAGAGUAUAUGUACACCUGCGGCCCAAAAGUUCUGAUUAGCAGUAAAGCGGUAAACGGGAGAAUGUUUGUAUCACUGGUUGAAAACUACGUGAAUGCGAUAAGAAAUGGUGCGGUUCCAGAUGUUGAUGACGCAAUCAUGGUUGUGGCAAAUAUCGAAAACGAGAGAAUGGCGUCAGAAGCAGUGCAAAUAUUUAAAGAAAAGAUAGAACUGAUUCAACUCCCAAUUCUACAUACUAAUAAUUUUGAGGAGCUAUACAGAGACAUGCAGAAAGCUGCUCUUGCAAACUUCAGAAUUGAGUCGAUGUUCAAUGCCGAAAAGUUUGAGAAACAAGCAGUGUCAGAGAUGGAUGAACUGUGGGAAAAAAUAAAGACGGAAAAUCUGCAAUUAGUUCGAGAACAUUGUGAAAGUCUAUUGCAAGCACUGUAUUAUGAGAAAGUAGGAGAGAAAAUGAGAAGUGGUGAAUACAAAGUGGCAGGUGGCUAUCCACUGUACAAACUGGACAUUGAAGCUUUCAAGAAAGACUACAUGGUUAAUGUAAAAGGCAUUGAUGGAUACGAGGCACAACAAGUUCUGAUAAUGUUCAUGGACAAGGAAGCCGAAAUUGAAAGUAAUAUCAUGUUGGAUGACAAGAAAAUGACCGAAGAAGAUAGGCAGAGAGAACUGGAGAGAAUACACAAAGAACAUCAGGAAGCCCAAGAAGCACAGGGAAUGUUAUUUGAGAACAAACUAUACGAAGAGAAAGAGCGCGCUGAAGAGCAUCAAAGGAAAAUGGAAGAAGAACGUAAUGAAUAUAUGAAAAGACAACAGGAAAAAAUGACAGCGAUAAAGAAUGAAUUCGAUGCUCAAAGGAAACUUAGUGAAAAGCAAAUGGAAAUGAUGCGUGCACAAAAUGAGUCAGAAAGGAAAUCAUUCCAGGAGCAAGUCAGUAGGUUGACAGAAGAACAUAAGAGGAAAGAACUAGAAAACAAAAAUUGGUUUGAUAAAAUGAUACAAAAUGAGAACGUCAGAGCACAGCAGCGAGUUGAUGAUGUUACUAACAAAUUUCAAAAUAUGCUAGAGGUAGAAAAGAAAAGGAGUUCAAAUAUGGAAUGUAAUAUAAAAGUACAAAAGCGGGAAAUAGAGGAAGAGAAAAAGAGAAGGAGAGAAAUGCAAGAAGAAUAUUUGCGACAGAUGAAAGCCUACGAAAGUAGAAUAAAUGAUUUGAAGCAGCGUGCAGAUUUAAGGGAUGCUCAGAUGAAUGCAGAACUUAGACGACUUGAACAUGAUAGAAACGAAUAUAGAAAAAAAGCAUCGCGGUCUGGUUGUCAUAUAAUGUAACUUUUAGAUAUAUCUUUUUAUACAGUGCGUAAAAGGAAAGAAAGUCUAUGAAUAUCAUAACACAUUUGAUAAUUUCCAUUUGUCGUCACAGCUUGAGCAUUAUUCCAGUUAAUGAGAACAAAAGACUGAUAUGUAUUUGAAGUACUUCUAAAGAUGAAUUGAAAUGUUGACGUGUUUAACUUAAUAGCUGUUUAAUAUCGUUGUAAUGAUAACUGUGUAAUGCAAAACACCUAAACAUUGUGCUAAAAAUAUUCAUGUACAGGAGUCCGAAUACAGACUGAAAAAGUACAAUGAAAAGCUAUAACUUUCACGUAAAUGUCUUUUUUGUAACAACCAAAUUAAAUCGUGCUUUUACGAGCUGGAUUUAUUAGACGAAUUACUCGGUAGUUUACAGACUGGGUGCGACUGUUGUGGACAAAUAUAAGAAAAAUGAUACUGAGCCUUAUUUUUUCUAAAGCAUGAAUUAGAUGGAACACAUGGAAAGAGAAGCAUUGUUUUUUAUAGAUGAUUUGUGCUUUAUUUAUUUCCGUUUGAAACACAGUACAUUUACAGAAAGAUAGUCAUAUUAACUGUCAAGAUGUUUACAUAAAUGCAAUUUUACACGACACAUGUGUUUAACAAAUUAUAGUGCGAAACGUGUUGAUUUCCAAUCCGGAUCAUUUUCCAAGCUAAAAUUCCUGAUUUGCCUUGAUUGUUUAUGUAAGUCAACACAAAGGCAAUCAAAACGAUAUAAAUACAUGUAUACGUGUGAAGGAAUAAAGACAUGAAUUUCGGAAGAUAUUGGUGCAGAAACUUGACGUAUUAUCAUUAAACCUUUAGUUAAUUAAUCUAGAUGAAUGCAUUUUGACGAUAUCACAUGGGUGUCUUUUCAUAAUGAAUUUAGUAACGAGUUCAAUAAAAUAAUGAAUUGCGAGACUCUGUCGAUCAUUUUUAGCUCAGAGCCAAAGGCUCAAGGUGAGUUUUUGUGACCGCUCGAUGUCCGUCGUCCGUCGUGCGUUUUGCGUCGCGUGUCGUGUGUCAACAAUUUCUAAAAAAUCUUCUUCUUCAAAACAACUUGGCAGAUUUACACCAAACUUCACAGGAAUGAUUUUUGGGUAGCCCUCUUUUACAAUUGCCCAAAGAAUUGAAAUCCAUGCAGAACUCUGUUUGCCAUGGCAACCGAAAGGAAAUUUUUAAAAUGUCUUCUUGUCCAAAACCACAGGUCAUAUGGCUUUUAUAUUUGGUAUGUAGCAUCAUCUAGUGGGACUCUACCAAAGUUGUUCAAAUUAUUCCCCUAGUGUCAAUUAUGGUCCCGCCCUGGGGUUCACAUAGACUUAUAUAGGAAAAAAACUUUAAAUAUCUUCUUUUCUGAAGACCUAGGCCUUUGAUAUUUGGUAUGUAGCAUUGCCUUGUGAUCAUCUACUAAAAUUGUUCAAAUUAUGCCCUGGGGUGAAAAGAGGUUCCGCUCCGCGGGUCCCAAGUUUUACAUAGACUUAUAUGGGAAAAAAACUUUAAAAAUCUUCUUGCCUGAAACCGCAAGACCUAGGACUUUGAUAUUUGGUAUGUAGCAUUGCCUUGUGGUCCUCUACCAAGAUUGUUCAAAUUAUUACCCUGGGGUGGAAAGUGCCCCGGCCCGGGGGUCCCAAGUUUAACAUAGACUUAUAUUGGAAGAAACUUUAAAAAUCUUCUUGUCUGAAACUGCAAGGCUUAUACUUUUUAUAUUUGGUAUGUUGCAUUGCCUAGUAGUCCUCUACCAAAUUUGUUCAGAUUAUACCUCUAGGGUUAAAAGAGGUCCUGCCCUUGGGGUCCCAAGUUGAGCGACCUGUGAAGUUUCCACUUAUUUAUU
Messenger RNA from Mercenaria mercenaria, 4037 nucleotides. RefSeq names its product guanylate-binding protein 1-like. The record is from RefSeq and is a predicted model, not a curated record. The coding region runs from base 128 to 2212 and encodes 694 amino acids. The transcript has 8 exons. Gene Ontology annotation, molecular function: GTPase activity; GTP binding. Lineage: Eukaryota; Metazoa; Mollusca; Bivalvia; Venerida; Veneridae.